UCUUUCGCGCUCCCUAAAAGCUAGGUUAGGAAUUUUGAAAGAUGGACCUUUUAAAAUCAAUUCCGGUCAGAAAAAAUUACAGUGAGCCUGAUUAUGUGGAAAAUUUUUCUGAACAUGGUCAAAUAUUGUCAGUACAUUUCUCACCGUUUGAAUGGUCCCAAGAUUUAAUUCUUAUCGCAUUUGAAACCAAAGUGAUUUUGGCUCACCUAAAUCUAGAGGAUGCUCCCUCGUUGAAAGUUGUGUCGGAAUUUAAUCACCAAUGUAGAUGUACCUCACUAUGUUUUUCCCCAGAGACUUCUUUAAAUACAAUGCCCAAUGCAGUCAUAUUUACUGUAGCUGGCAGUGAUUAUAAGUUACGUGUUUAUUCCAGCGAUUUACGAGAAAAUAACACUUGCAAAUUACUCUCAGGACAUACAAGCUACAUCAAUGACAUCAGUUAUGAUUCAGAUAAUAGUUAUUUAGUAUCUGCUAGUGAUGAUAACACAGUUAAAAUAUGGACUACUGAUGAUUAUAAAUUGAAGAAUACAUUUCACCUAACUUCUCCAGGAAUGUCUGUAUCAUGGCAUAGGGCUGAUGAAUGUAAAUUGUUAGUGGCUGAGAAAAUUGGUAUUAUAAGAUUUUAUAAUGUGGAAGUUGAAGUAGCAAUAAUAUCAUUAGAUUAUGGAAAACCACUUAUAAGUGCCAGUUGGGGACCAGUUGAUGAACAACUUGUGGCCUCCCUUCAUAUGGGAGAAUUAGUAGUUUGGGACUUGACGAAACCAUGUCUUCCAAUUCACACCACAAUAUUGUUUAAUGAAAAUGGGGGCCACAUUAGAUUUAGUCCACAAGCAGAACUGAUAGCAGCAACUAAUAGUAUAGAAGGAAGUUUAAAAGUCAUCCAUGUGAAAUCACAAGCUACAAAAUUAACAACAACAGUUACAUUACCCACAAAUGUCACCUGGCAUUAUAGAUAUCCCCUUGUUUGUGUAGGAGAUGACUCUAAAUUGUGCUUCUGGAAGGUAUCAUCAAAAUAAUUUUUU
Aethina tumida (small hive beetle) is the source of this 1019-nucleotide messenger RNA. It is a transcript of the gene Nup37, whose product is annotated as nucleoporin Nup37. Gene Ontology annotation, cellular component: nuclear pore outer ring. Bases 42 to 1013 code for a protein of 323 amino acids. The record is from RefSeq and is a predicted model, not a curated record. The transcript has 4 exons. NCBI's taxonomy places the organism in Eukaryota, Metazoa, Arthropoda, Insecta, Coleoptera, Nitidulidae. Gene Ontology annotation, molecular function: protein binding.